AUAAAGAUGGAGGAUGCGGUUACAUGUGCCGUUUGUUCCGAAGUGUACGUAACAGGAGCACGGGACCCUCUCGUGCUUCCGUGCGGCCAUACCCUCUGCCGUGCUUGUGUCACUUCAGUCAAGAACGCAGCCACGGAGAAACCCUUGUCAUGCCCCAUCUGCCGAACGUGUCACCCAUUCUUGUCAAUUUAUAGCCUUCCCGUCAACUUCAGUUUGCUGAGCUUGUCCACGACUUACCUCGAGAAUCAGGUAGAGCACUGUGCAGAACACGGGGAACCCUUGACCUACUGGUGUAGGCACUGCCGAACAGAAGUGUGUGGACUCUGCAUCCUGACGGGGCAUCUCCGGGACGGACACUCAGUAGUCACAACGGCCACGCUCUUGGAGGAGAAGAAGGAGGGCUUCGGGUCCGACGCGGCCACCGUCAUUCAUGAGGCGAGAGAACUUCAUCAGAAAACCUCGUCUCACUUCAAGACUGCUCUUGUAAGGCUCAUGUGCCUGAGUGUGGCGAAUGAAAGCCUGCUGGAGAUGGAGGAUACGGUCACCACGCUGCAGGAAAAGGUUCAGAAAGCCAAGAAUAUUGAUCACGUUCUUAUGCACGAGGCUCACCUGAAAGAACUGUUACCAACACAAAAAAUUACAAACUUGUUGAGUGAAACAAAUAUAUCCGAGUCCCGUGUUCCCAUAAGCACCACCAGGGAAUGCCUGAACGUGUUGCCAAUGCCUGUUACUGCUUCUGUCAUGCACGACCCGGACAACGACACGUCGAAUCGAAGCGGGUGCUCUGCGCCCUCCACCAACACAAACAUGAGUCUGCGGGAGUCGUUUGUGGCCAGUGGCUUCAUGGAGCAGUCCCAGCCGAGAACCGGCGGAGGAACCGGUCUCGGGGGGUUAAGCUGCCGGGUUCACAUGGGAGACGGCCGUCACGCCCACCUGGCGUGGCAGGACGACCAUCUCUUGCUUUACGCUCUCGCUGCCGCUGGUCCCGAUCCUCAGGUGUUGAUACAGUUCUCGGCGCUCGAGGGCCUCCUGGAGAGCGAUCGCCCCGUGGUAUUCCUGGAGCUCUCGGCCGGCGGGCUCCACCUGGGCCGUGUGUACAUCCGGCUGCGCGGCCACAUGCGGAGGGCGCAGCAGUUCCUGGCGCUCUGUCUUGGCACGCUCGGGGCCUCCUUCGUCGGCUCCUUCUUUUCGCGGGUCAACGACAAGGGCGAGCCCGGAGAGACGCUCGUCGGGGGCAAGUACUACUGCCAGCGGGAGAAGCGGUUCGUGGCCAAAGGUUUGAUCGACAGCCUGGAGUGGGGAGGCGAGCACGGCGACGCGGACAAGGCGGGCUACCUGGCGGACUACAGCGACGGCAACUCCAAGCACGACACGCUCUUCGGGAUCUGCACGAGCGACAACCUGGGGAUGGACUUGGUGAUCCCGGUGUUCGGCGAGGUGACGGCAGGGCUGGAGGUCGUGUCCGCCGCCGCCAGCCACCAGCCCGUCACGGACGUCACGAUCAUUCAGAGCGGGCUGGUGAUCCCGACCCGGCCCCUGCAGGACCCCCUCUGCUCCGGGAUGGAUUCGCUGUCGCUCGGGUAG
This is a messenger RNA of Penaeus monodon (black tiger shrimp), 1584 nucleotides long. RefSeq lists its product as uncharacterized. The transcript has 3 exons. Bases 7 to 1584 code for a protein of 525 amino acids. Gene Ontology annotation, molecular function: zinc ion binding. Lineage: Eukaryota; Metazoa; Arthropoda; Malacostraca; Decapoda; Penaeidae. The record is from RefSeq and is a predicted model, not a curated record.